GACUUCAUCUUUCUAUUCUCUACCAUCUUUCUCCAAAUGUGAAUUUAGCUGGGCUGCACCUUGUCUUAUCUUUCUAUUUAGUCAAGGAAGGUUAGCUUGACAUUAUAUCAUCCUUUUUAAAAUUAUUGUUAAUAAUUGUAUGUUUUUUCUUUAAACACAUGCCCUAAUAUCGAAAUUUGUAUUUUUCUUUAUAAUUUGAAAUAAGGUUGUUUUUAAAUAUAGAAAAGAAAAAAAAAAAAAAGAAACCAAACUAUUUAGGAAUAUAUUAAAUUCUAGAUUGUUAUUAUUUUGAAAAAUUGGUUACCCUGUAUUUGCAUUCUAAUAAAAGAAAUAUUGGAAUAUAUACACACAUAAAAGAAAAAAUGAGUGCACAGUGACCACAUGUUGUAGGAACCAACAAUCCAAUAGUAAUGAGAAUCUAAACUCAUCCCUCAACCUUCAUCAUAAAUCACACUUACUUUGUCUCUCAUUAAUUUCUCCACCAUUAUUCUCCAUUCAUCGUCUCUUCAUAAACCCUAAUCCCAAUCCAUCCCCAUGGCCUCAUUAUCCACGGUGGUCGGAUCUCAACCCGCAAUCAAAGUCAUCGCUCUCUGUGGUUCUCUUCGCCAAAAUUCUUCCAACCGAGGCCUCAUUCGUGCCGCAACGGAGAUAGCGAAGGAAUCCAUCGAGGGAUUGCAAAUUGAAUAUUUGGAUAUUUCCCCAUUGCCGAUGCUGAAUACCGAUUUGGAGGUUGAUGGGACAUAUCCGCCCGUCGUUGAGGCGUUUCGCCGGAAGAUUCUUGAAGCUGAUAGCGUUCUCUUUGCAUCGCCGGAGUAUAACUACUCUGUCACCGCACCAUUGAAGAAUGCAAUAGACUGGGGAUCAAGGCCACCAAAUGUAUGGGGAGACAAAGCAGCAGCAAUAGUUAGUGCAAGUGGUGGCUCUGGUGGUGUAAGAUCACAGUACCAUCUUCGCCAAAUUGGAGUUUUUCUUGACCUUCAUUUCAUAAACAAGCCCGAGUUUUUCUUGAAUGCACAUCAGCCACCACCCAAGUUCGACAGCAGCGGUGACCUGAUCGAUGCCGAAGUUCGAGCAAAGUUGAAAUCUCUUCUUCUAGCAUUGCAUGCAUUUUCCUUGAGACUUAAAAGGAACUAACCCUUUGUAAAAUCGAUGAACGUUGGAAUAAAUGGCACAUAACCAUUCAUGUGGAGUUGCAUCGUUUUACAAAUGAACAUGUCAUUUAAAAAACAACCUACUUGAAUAAGAGACGUGAUUGUUCGAAUA
Molecule: messenger RNA, 1263 nt
Organism: Cucumis melo (muskmelon)
Lineage: Eukaryota; Viridiplantae; Streptophyta; Magnoliopsida; Cucurbitales; Cucurbitaceae
Product: NAD(P)H:quinone oxidoreductase
Exons: 3
Coding region: 535-1134 (199 amino acids)
Cellular component (GO): cytosol
Molecular function (GO): oxidoreductase activity; FMN binding
Source: RefSeq, a predicted model, not a curated record